This is a messenger RNA of Pectinophora gossypiella (pink bollworm), 1230 nucleotides long. It is a transcript of the gene TBPH, whose product is annotated as TAR DNA-binding protein 43-like. Gene Ontology annotation, biological process: regulation of gene expression. Bases 195 to 1127 code for a protein of 310 amino acids. The transcript has a single exon. The record is from RefSeq and is a predicted model, not a curated record. Gene Ontology annotation, cellular component: nucleoplasm. Gene Ontology annotation, molecular function: RNA binding. Lineage: Eukaryota; Metazoa; Arthropoda; Insecta; Lepidoptera; Gelechiidae.
UGACAAUCUGUGUUGACGUAAAACGUCACGUCAUACGUCACGCGAAUGCCAGCCCCAGACUGCUGGCAGUGGAAAUUUCGCAGCAAAAAUUGUGAAGUCGUGGAAGUGUCAAGGGCGUUCGGUGUGAGCGCGGGCUCGAAGUGGUCGGGCAAUGCGGCGGUGGGCGCGCGGCUGGCGGGCCGGCUGAUACAGCCAUGUCGGGCGAGUAUGCGCUCGUGAGCGAGAGCGAGCACGACGAGCCCAUCGAGCUGCCGUGCGAGGAGGACGGUUCGCUGCUGCUUAGCACACUCGCCGCGCAGUUCGCGGGCGCCAGCGGGCUGAAGUACCGCUGCGGCGGGCGGCUCCGCGGAUUGCGGCUGACGGACGGCGCGCUGCGGCCGCCGCCGGACGGCUGGGCGGCGCACCGCUACUUCUGCGCUUUCCCGCGGCGCUCGCCGCCCUUGUCGCCGACGCCGCGGCCGCGCCCUUCCGACCUCAUCGUGCUCGGCCUGCCGUGGCGCACCAGCGAGGAUGCCGUGCGGGACUACUUCGCCUCGUUCGGCGAGCUGCUGAUGGUGCAGGUGAAGCGGGACGCGCGCACCGGUCUCUCGAAGGGUUUCGGCUUCAUCAAGUUUGCCGAACACGAGGCUCAGGUGCGCGCGCUGAGCCGCCGGCACAUGAUAGACGGGCGCUGGUGCGAUGUACGCAUCCCCAACAGCAAAGAGGCGGGUGCCGCGCAGCGUAAGGUGUUCGUCGGCCGCUGCACGGAGGCCCUUACCGCAGACGACCUGCGCGAGUACUUUGCGGCGUUCGGACAGGUGACGGACGUGUUCGUGCCCAAACCCUUCCGCGCGUUCAGUUUCGUAACGUUCCUGGAUCCCGAGGUGGCGCAGUCACUGUGCGGACAGGACCAUAUUAUCAAGGGCGUGUCGGUGAACAUCUCGACGGCGUCGCCGAAGCGCGCGGGCGCGGCGAGCGCGGGCGGCGCCGGGCCGGGCGGUGGCGGCAGCGGCGGCCGCUGGGGGCUGGAGCGCGGCGCGCGGCUGCUGGGCUGGGCGGCGUGCGGGGACUGGGGCCUGCCGCAGCAGCAGCCGCACGCGCCGCUCGCGCACGCGCCUCAAGACAAGCCUUAUCUCAAGUACGAGUGACUAUGUUGUGUACAUACUGACCCCAUCCUUCUUGUUGAUCGCUGUCAAAUUUUAUAUGAGAAUAAAUGUGUAAAUAAUAUAAUUAUAUAGUAUGAGGUUGUCU